AUGUCUAAAGCUGUUGGUAUUGAUUUAGGUACUACAUACUCGUGUGUUGCACACUUUGCCAAUGAUCGUGUGGAAAUUAUUGCCAACGACCAAGGUAACAGAACAACACCAUCUUACGUUGCAUUCACAGACACCGAGAGAUUAAUUGGUGAUGCUGCUAAGAACCAAGCAGCUAUCAACCCAGCCAACACUGUUUUCGAUGCCAAGCGUUUGAUUGGUCGUAAGUUCGACGACCCAGAAGUUGUUAACGAUGCCAAGCAUUUCCCAUUCAAGGUUGUGAACAAGGACGGUAAGCCAAACGUGCAAGUUGAAUACAAGGGUGAGACCAAGGUGUUCACCCCAGAAGAAAUUUCCUCUAUGGUCUUGACCAAGAUGAAGGAAACUGCCGAGGCUUAUUUGGGUACAACUGUGAAGGACGCUGUCGUGACCGUGCCAGCUUACUUCAACGAUUCGCAAAGACAGGCAACCAAGGAUGCUGGUACCAUUGCUGGUUUGAACGUUUUGAGAAUCAUUAACGAACCUACUGCUGCUGCCAUUGCCUACGGUCUAGAUAAGAAGGGUUCCUCUGAACACAACGUUUUGAUUUUCGAUUUGGGUGGUGGUACUUUCGAUGUUUCUUUGUUGACCAUCGAAGACGGUAUCUUUGAAGUGAAGGCCACUGCCGGUGAUACCCACUUGGGUGGUGAAGAUUUCGAUAACAGAUUGGUGAACCACUUGGCCAACGAAUUCAAGAGAAAGAACAAGAAGGACUUGACCAACAACCAAAGAUCAUUGAGAAGAUUGAGAACCGCCGCUGAAAGAGCUAAGAGAGCAUUGUCCUCUUCCUCUCAAACAUCUAUCGAAAUCGACUCUUUGUUCGAAGGUGUCGACUUUUACACUUCCAUCACCAGAGCUAGAUUCGAAGAAUUGUGUGGUGAUUUGUUCAGAUCUACUUUGGACCCAGUCGAAAAGGUGUUGAGAGACGCUAAGUUGGACAAGUCUCAAAUUGAAGAAAUCGUUCUAGUCGGUGGUUCUACCAGAAUUCCAAAGAUCCAAAAGUUGGUUUCCGACUUCUUCAAUGGUAAGGAACCAAACAGAUCUAUCAACCCAGAUGAAGCUGUUGCCUACGGUGCCGCUGUCCAAGCUGCUAUCUUGACCGGUGACCAAUCUUCCAAGACCCAAGAUUUGUUGUUGCUAGAUGUCACUCCAUUGUCAUUGGGUAUUGAAACCGCUGGUGGUAUCAUGACCAAGUUGAUUCCAAGAAACUCUACUAUCCCAACAAAGAAGUCCGAAAUCUUCUCCACUUAUGCAGACAACCAACCUGGUGUGUUGAUUCAAGUGUUUGAAGGUGAAAGAACAAAGACCAAGGAUAACAACUUGCUAGGUAAGUUCGAAUUGUCUGGUAUCCCACCAGCUCCAAGAGGUGUCCCACAAAUCGAAGUUACAUUCGAUAUUGAUGCCAAUGGUAUCUUGAACGUGUCUGCAUUGGAAAAGGGUACCGGUAAGACAAGCAAGAUUACCAUCACCAACGAUAAGGGUAGAUUGUCCAAGGAAGAAAUUGAAAGAAUGGUUUCCGACGCUGAGAAGUUCAAGGCUGAAGAUGAAGCUGAAGCUGAACGUGUCCAGACCAGAAACUCUUUGGAAGCUUAUGCUUUCAGUCUAAAGAACACUGUUGGCGAAUCUGGUUUCAAGGAGAAGGUGGAUGCAGAAGAUGCUUCCAAGCUAGAAAAGGCUGUUGAAGAGACUAUCAGCUGGUUGGAUGCUUCUCAAGCCGCUUCUACUGAUGAAUACAAGGAAAGACAAAAGGAACUAGAAGAAGUCGCCAACCCAAUUAUGACCAAGUUCUACAGCGCUGGUGGUGCUCCAGGUGGUGCUCCAGGUGCAGCUCCUGGCGGUUUCCCAGGUGGCGCUGCUCCAGGUGGUGCAGCUCCAGGCGGUGGUGACUCCGGUCCAACCGUUGAAGAAGUUGACUAA
This is a messenger RNA of Kluyveromyces marxianus DMKU3-1042, 1953 nucleotides long. RefSeq names its product Hsp70 family ATPase SSA3 (gene SSA3). Lineage: Eukaryota; Fungi; Ascomycota; Saccharomycetes; Saccharomycetales; Saccharomycetaceae. The record is from RefSeq and is a predicted model, not a curated record. Gene Ontology annotation, biological process: vesicle-mediated transport; protein refolding; cellular response to unfolded protein. The coding region runs from base 1 to 1953 and encodes 650 amino acids. The transcript has a single exon. Gene Ontology annotation, molecular function: heat shock protein binding; misfolded protein binding; ATP-dependent protein folding chaperone. Gene Ontology annotation, cellular component: cytosol; nucleus; cytoplasm.